AUGGGAAAUCAAGAAAUCUCACCUGAUGUUACAUCACCAGAUUUAUGUAAGCAAGAUGCUGUCUAUAGUGCACUGCGUGCUCAAAUUUCCCACCAGGUUGCAGCAGAGAUCGGCAGGGAUGAAUUAAUUCAACGAAUUAAUUUGCAGAACUUACGAAAUCGAGAAAAGCUCUGUUUGGUUUUGGACUUGGACCAGACUCUUCUUCACACCAAACCUCUACACAAACUUUCCCCCGAAGAAAUAACUGGUUUGUGUAAUUCUACCCGAAAGAAAGAUUUACGUAGAUGGAAAGCCAUGGGCGUUGAGUAUUUGACAAAGUUAAGGCCUUAUGUGAGGAAAUUCUUGCGAGAGGCUAGUAAGUUGUUUCAUAUGUAUGUGUACACGAAUGGAUCACGCGAUUAUGCUAGGAUCAUGGUUGGCUUUCUUGACCCUCACGGCGUUUACUUCGGCUCAAGAGUUUUAUCCAAGGAGGAUUCUACUGUAAAAGGCCAGAAGGGACUUGAUGUUGUGCAUGUGAAUAAAAGUGGAGUUCUUAUACUUGAUGAUACCGAGAAUGUAUGGGCAAGAGAUCGAAGUAACCUUGUGUUGAUAAAACCGUAUGAUUAUUUUGCCCCAAAAGAGCCUGAUGGCACUAGAUCAUUAUCUGAAGAGGGUAUGGAUGAAAGUGGAAGUGCAGGACCCCUGAGUUGUGCAUUGUGGCUCCUAAAAGGAAUGCAAAAGUCGUAUUUUGAGAACUACUACAAGGUUGAGGAAGAGCUUCGGGGAACUUUACUGGAGGACAAUGGGAUUCAUGAAGAGAAGCUGCAAGAAGUGAUGAAAGAAAGCUAUUCGUGGGAUUUGGGAUCUUCAAAGCGAUUGAGGGUUAGUGAUGAAUGUUCAUCACUGGAUUUUACCAAAAGGCAAAGAUGUUAA
Daucus carota subsp. sativus is the source of this 912-nucleotide messenger RNA. Its product is annotated as RNA polymerase II C-terminal domain phosphatase-like 4. The coding region runs from base 1 to 912 and encodes 303 amino acids. The record is from RefSeq and is a predicted model, not a curated record. The transcript has a single exon. Gene Ontology annotation, cellular component: nucleus. Gene Ontology annotation, molecular function: RNA polymerase II CTD heptapeptide repeat phosphatase activity. NCBI's taxonomy places the organism in Eukaryota, Viridiplantae, Streptophyta, Magnoliopsida, Apiales, Apiaceae.